AUGUCGAAGCUUACACAACGGACGAUCGCGCACCGUCUCCGUAAGCGCGCAAGUCAACCACACAUCGGCAACUCAGUCAUCGACAUCCACUGUUCAACACUGCACGAGAUGUCAGAACCUGGGUUCUUAAGCCUCAAGACGCUUCUGAAUCCUAUCAACUUGCGGCGCGGAGCACAGUAUUCCCAGUUCCGGAUUGGAAUACCCAUUCCCUCGGCCGAAGUUGAAGGAGCUGGAGACAAUCAGCAAGGCGUCGACACCAACCCAUCUCGCAAAUCGAGAGACAAACCUGAGACAGGGUCAAAAAUGCUAGUCUUCAAUAUCGCCUUGAACCCGGUCCAUCUACGGCGCGGAUUCCAGUAUGUUGGGAUUCCGCGAGGACUACAAGCUGAACACAGCGGAGUUGAAUUUGAUCAAUGCGAGCAAGACAACCGCGAGUUUGACAGCGAGACUGACCAGGAGCUUGGGCAUCCUGACUCGAUCCGGGAGUGGUACACUGACGACCAAAUCGCAGAGUUCGUCACUUACACCCGCGAAUGCCUCAUCUCCACGCCACCACGCCCUCUCAUCACAUUGUGCAACAUAACCACGCUUGCCUCCCCACCCUCACCAUCCUGCUUGAUGCUCCGCGACGCAGUCCGCGCCGGCCACGCACAGCUCGCUCGCAGUACAGACAUCACCGAGGUCUACACAGUCGGCGCACCUCCUCCCGUUGCACCUUUCCGAGGUGGCUUCGGCGCGGACUGGUGGCACGGUCUAACUCCUGCGCAGGUCCUUGCUGGACCGCUGGCAGAGAGGAGGGACGUCCAGAAUGCGGAGAAGACAUUGCAGAUGAGUACGCGGGCGACGAGGCGCAGGAGUAGGUGGUUGGCCGAGGAGCAGGAGAAGACUGCUGAGGGCGUGAAGCGGCAGAAGAGGCGUUCAGGAUGA
Didymella exigua CBS 183.55 is the source of this 927-nucleotide messenger RNA. RefSeq lists its product as uncharacterized. The record is from RefSeq and is a predicted model, not a curated record. Lineage: Eukaryota; Fungi; Ascomycota; Dothideomycetes; Pleosporales; Didymellaceae. The transcript has a single exon. The coding region runs from base 1 to 927 and encodes 308 amino acids.